Messenger RNA from Protopolystoma xenopodis, 204 nucleotides. Lineage: Eukaryota; Metazoa; Platyhelminthes; Monogenea; Polystomatidea; Polystomatidae. The record is from the annotation of a GenBank genome assembly.
AUGAUCGCUGUACCCUGUUCAUACUCAAUCUGCUGUCCAGCUCACUGUAUCCAUCUGCCGGGCGCCAUCAUUUUCCAGUUUCGCCUCAAUCAUAGUUUUCCCACUCUCAUCCUACCGGGGACAUCAGCACUCACCAUUGUUGCCUGUCCUGGUCCUCAUCUCCAUCCAAAUGCUCAUCUGUCUCCUCCCAUGGCGCUGUCGUAG